CACUGGGCCUCAGUGUUUACGUGGGGUCAUCAUCAAAACCAAUUCUAUUCUAUUCUAUUCUCUCACACAACGAGAGAGAGACACAAUCACACUCUUCUUGUUUCUCACUUUCACCAAAAACCCUAAAAUUCACAAUCUCCAAACUCAAACCCUACCAUGACUUCAGAACUAGUUAUCCACACAUUCUCUCAACCACAAACUAAUAAACCCUCUACCGCCACCGCUUCCGAUCCCAAUUCACAAAUUUCAACCGUCAAAAGAACUUCCACCACCACCGCCUCUCGAUCCACCAAAGACCGUCACACCAAAGUUAACGGCCGCGGUCGUCGUGUUCGUAUGCCGCCUCUCUGCGCCGCCAGAAUAUUCCAGCUUACGCGUGAACUCGGCCACCGUUCCGACGGCGAGACUAUCGAGUGGCUUCUUAGACAUGCUGAGCCGUCUAUUAUCGCUGCCACCGGGACUGGAACUGUCCCCGCCGCUCCAGUCUCCACCGUGUCACCCGUCUCAUCCUCGUCGGUUCCCUCCGUUUCUUGCCAUGUCCAGCCUGUUUCGUCGGUUGGUCCAGGCGGUCAGGGAAUGUUUGCUGCGGCUAUGUCGCAACCACAGCCGAGCUGUCGUCUUGACCUAUGUCAGCCGCCGGGAAUGGAGUAUGCUGCGGCGAAUGGUUACCGUCACAUGCCGUUUACGGCGUUGUUGUUGCAACCGACGACGGCGGAGGAGAAUCAGCAGGAAGAAGCUCUGAGCGAACAAUGACAUUGUUACGGUUCUGUAUAUUUGUUGAAUAGCAUUGAGAUUUGAGGGUUUCUCUUUUUCUUUUUUCUUUUUAUUUUUCUUAAUUUUAAGGUUAGUUGUUAGGAUGUGUUUGGUUCCGAGGUAGAACAACAACCACAACACAAUUAAAUUAAUUGUGUUUAAUCUGGUUUUUUGUGAUUCGAUUCUCUGAUGGAAAGACCGAUGCGGAAGAGAGUUAUGUAAAUGAUUAGAAACUGAAUGAAUUAUGAUGGAUCGUUUAUAAUUUAUAAAUAUAUACUAGUACAUUAUCAAUAUGUAUAUUUGUA
This is a messenger RNA of Cicer arietinum (chickpea), 1058 nucleotides long. The record is from RefSeq and is a predicted model, not a curated record. Lineage: Eukaryota; Viridiplantae; Streptophyta; Magnoliopsida; Fabales; Fabaceae.